Beta vulgaris subsp. vulgaris (sugar beet) is the source of this 698-nucleotide messenger RNA. RefSeq names its product protein SAWADEE HOMEODOMAIN HOMOLOG 2. Gene Ontology annotation, molecular function: DNA binding. NCBI's taxonomy places the organism in Eukaryota, Viridiplantae, Streptophyta, Magnoliopsida, Caryophyllales, Amaranthaceae. The transcript has a single exon. The record is from RefSeq and is a predicted model, not a curated record. The coding region runs from base 66 to 698 and encodes 210 amino acids.
UAAACACCCAACAUUAUACCGAAUUCAAGUAAAAGGGUCGGGUUUCACGAUUCAAUUAGUCACUCAUGGGUCGACCACCCACCCAUGGAGCACCUUCUUUCCGGUUUCACCCUGCUGAGGUUGCACACAUGGAAGCUGUUUUACGAGAUCACGGUGGUCAUGUUCCAGCUAGGGAGCAUCUUGUGGAACUAGCUCAGAAAUUCAGUAACUCGCCGGAGCGAGCUGGGAAAAUCACAGUACAAAUGAAGCAGGUCUGGAAUUGGUUCCAAAAUAGGCGUUACGCCCUGAGAUCAAAAUUGGUCAAGUCACCUAAUCCUCGAGAUAUGCCACCUAAUCCUCGAGAUGAAGUAGCUGUAGCUCCAUUGAGAAUGGUGCCUCCUGCUCCCCAACAGACACUUGUACCAUCAGGUCAUAAUGUAAUAAGAAAUGCUUCUGAGAAUCCUCCAAUGGAGUUCGAAGCCAAAUCUGCUAGGGAUGGUGCAUGGUAUGAUGUUCAAGCAUUUCUUUCGCAUAGAUACCUUGAGACUGGUAAUCCUACAGUAACUGUUCUUGAAGCAGAAAAGGUUGGAAGUAGUGAACCAAGUGAACCUACAAUGCCAGUCAGUACUGCAAUAACUGAUGGUGAUCCAACUGUGUCAAAAAUGGAAGAGAGCAGCAAUGUGAAUGUCUCAGCUGAGCAUACCAAUGGAUUAAGCUGA